Messenger RNA from Oryzias latipes (Japanese medaka), 2419 nucleotides. It is a transcript of the gene xpnpep2, whose product is annotated as X-prolyl aminopeptidase (aminopeptidase P) 2, membrane-bound. Gene Ontology annotation, molecular function: metalloaminopeptidase activity. The record is from RefSeq and is a predicted model, not a curated record. NCBI's taxonomy places the organism in Eukaryota, Metazoa, Chordata, Actinopteri, Beloniformes, Adrianichthyidae.
CUCUUACCAGCAGUUACAGGCACCCACACAGACUUUUCUGCUAGAAAACCUUGACUCACUCUCCCACAGCCUGCGUGCACUUCAGAUCGCCCACCAGUCAGAGUGAAUUGUUUUUUAACCAGUAUAUUAUGGCUUCUUCUGCAUGGAUUCUGGUUCUGUAUGUGGCAGCACUGACAGUAACAAGUGUUGGUGCUGCUGCAAACAAACAGGCUGAGAGGAACUGCUCUUUGACUCCCCCGUAUCUCCCCAGCACAACAGUGAAUACCUCGCUCCAGCUGCAGCAGUUACGAGAACAAAUGCAAUCUUUAAGGAUCACUGCUUACAUUAUUCCCGGCACUGAUGCCCACUUGAGUGAGUACAUUGCAUCCCGUGAUGCCAGGUUGGCCUUCAUAACGGGUUUUACGGGCUCUGCAGGAACUGCUGUGGUGACACAGAGCAAGGCUGUUUUGUGGACAGACAGUCGUUACUGGGUUCAGGCUGAAAGACAGAUGGACUGCAACUGGGAGCUGGAAAAAGAUGCAUCCAUCAGCAGUGUGGCAGAGUGGCUCAUGUCUGAGUUGCCACCAGGAAGCCCAGUCAGCUUUGACCCUUUCCUCUUCUCUCUUGAGACGUAUCAGCACUACGCCUCCUAUCUGGAGUCAAGCAGUCUCCACCUCGAGCCUAAAGCUGUUAACCCAGUGGACGUUGUGUGGGAGGACAGACCUCCCCUCUCAUCUGAAAGCAUCUUCCGUCUGCCUGACAGAGUUAUAAAUAGAUCCUGGCAGAUGAAGGUGCAGGAAAUCCGCAAUUUGAUGAUGGAGGACUUAAACAAGCCAACAGCACUUCUGCUUUCAGCUCUGGAUGAAACAGCCUGGCUCUUUAAUCUGCGUGGCAACGACAUUCCCUACAACCCCUUCUUCUACUCUUACACUCUCCUCACACUGAAUGAAAUCUGGCUUUUUGUCCAUACUGAGCGGGUGACUAAGGAUGUGGAGGAAUACUUGACCGCCCAUUGUAGCGAUCCUCUCUGUGUGCAGCUGAAGCCUUAUGACUCUGUCCUUCAAGAUCUGAGGACAUACGUAGGCCAGCCGGGGGUUAAAGUCUGGAUCGGUACAGAAUAUACAAAUUAUGCACUUUAUGAGAUCAUACCACAGGAAAAAAUGAUCACAUCUACAUACUCUCCUGUGCUGACAUCGAAAGCUGUAAAAGACCAGACAGAAGAGCAAGUACUGAGGGAUGCUCACGUGAGAGAUGCAGUUGCUGUAAUCCAGCUGCUCAUGUGGCUGGAAAAGGCUGUGCCUCAGGGAAAUGAGACUGAGCUGAGCGCUGCAGAGUACGUCAAUAAAUGUCGCAGCAAGCAGAAGGACAACAGGGGUCCUAGUUUUGAAACGAUCUCUGCUAGUGGAGCCAAUGCUGCCCUCGCACAUUACAGCCCUUCAGUAGAAACCAACAGGAGGUUGACGGUUGAUGAGAUGUACCUGGUUGACUCUGGAGGCCAGUACCUAGAUGGAACCACUGACAUCACUCGGACAGUCCACUGGGGGACACCCACACCAAUGCAAAAGGAGGCCUUUACUCGAGUUCUCAUGGGAAACAUUGAGAUUUCUCGAACUGUUUUUCCUUCAGGGACAAGAGGUGUGAACAUAGAGAUGCUGGGUCGCAGAGCACUCUGGGAGGUGGGCCUAAACUAUGGUCACGGCACCGGUCAUGGUGUUGGAAACUAUUUUGGAGUUCAUGAGUGGCCAGUUGGCUUUCAGACCAAUAAUAUUCCCUUCAGAGUUGGCAUGUUUACAUCCAUAGAACCUGGUUAUUACAAGGAAAAUGAUUUUGGGAUAAGGAUUGAGGACAUUGCUGUGACAGUACCAGCUCAAACUAAGUAUGGCAACAACUACCUAACCUUUGACACAGUGUCGUUGGUUCCGUACGACAGGAAGCUCAUAGACAUCGCUCUCCUUAGCUCAGAACAGCUUCAGUGGUUGAACAAUUAUUACAUGACAAUUCGACAGCUGGUGGGUCCUGAGCUGGUGAAACAGGGGCUACACGAGGAGAACGACUGGAUGUUGAAAAACACGGACCCUUUUCCUGAGUUUGGCUCGUCUGCCUCCAUCUGUUCUUCCUCCCUGACCCUCAUUGCACUGGCUGUCACUCUUUUCCAUAGUGUUGACUGAGCAUCUAUUUGCACAUCCUGCUGCAUUUCACUGCAGACUCUCCAAAUAAACCUAUGCAGUCUUUACUGGGCAGCUAUAGGCUGACAGAUGCACAGCAGUUUGCAGCUUUUCUAAUGUGAGAUAGGUGGGAAGAUUUGAUUGUGUGUAAUUAUUGUUGAGAGUUUAGAUUAAUGCUUAAUGUGAUUUUUGGACGUGAUGAGUUUUUAAAUUGGACAUUUGUAUGACAAGCCAACAUGAUCUCUAUUUUAUUAAAAUAAGAUGCUUUUCAUGCA